Rhagoletis zephyria (snowberry fruit fly) is the source of this 648-nucleotide messenger RNA. Lineage: Eukaryota; Metazoa; Arthropoda; Insecta; Diptera; Tephritidae. The record is from RefSeq and is a predicted model, not a curated record.
AUGUCCGGCUCUAAAGAUCACCGACCCUCGGGCAGUGGUGGUGGCAGUGGUGGCGGCAAGUCCAGCAACAAUAACAAGAGCAACAGCGUGGACGGACAGCUUUUAGAUGCGCUCAAGCACUACGAUUCCUUCUAUGAAAAGCCGCCGCCCGGACUGAUCAAGAGCGGCGACGAGGAGGAGGAACGGCCGGAGGAUGUGAUUCCGGACACGCCGGCGAACAGCGCCGCGCGGGACUUUCUCGCGAAGGCGCCCACCAAGGGCCUGUGGAUGCCGCUGGGCAAGGAGGUGAAGGUGAUGAAGUGCUGGCGCUGCAAGAACUACGGCCACCGAACCGGCGACAAGGAGUGCCCGCUCUUCCUGAGCGGCAACAAGGAGGCGGAGGAGUUUCGCCACCUGCACGAGGACCCGAUGUACAACUACGUGCGGGAAAGUGAGAUUCGUGCCAAGGCGGAGAAGGUGGAGAUGCUGAAGCGGAUGCUCGAAAGCUCCACAUCUUCAUCCUCUUCCUCUUCCUCCAGCGGCGACGAUCACAGUCGUAGAAAACGAAAAAGAAAGGAGAAAAAGGCCAAACAUAAACGGCAACACCAACACCAUCACCACCGAGACGAUCAUCACCAUCAUCAGAAAGAUCACAGACGAUCAAAAUAA